Molecule: messenger RNA, 666 nt
Organism: Ostertagia ostertagi
Lineage: Eukaryota; Metazoa; Nematoda; Chromadorea; Rhabditida; Trichostrongylidae
Source: the annotation of a GenBank genome assembly
AUGACAGCUUUCUGCUGGACAACAUUCGCUCUCAGCAUUCUCUUGUCUAUUUUGAGAAAUGCUUGUGGUCAUUCACCCAUCACGAUUGAAUACGUAGAAACAACAUAUCAUGGGAAAUUUUCAAACCUGACAGUUGCUCAUUUUGUAGGAAGGUCUGGAGAACCUGGGAUAUGGGAAUUCAUGGACACGAUCACACCGAGGAAUCCGGACGGUAUAAACGGAGUCCAUGUAAUAGCCCGACUGAGAAGUCAAGGUCAAUUUUACUUCGUAUUUAUCAAGCAAUACAGAAUCCCUUCAAGAAGCUGGACACUCGAAUUUCCCGGAGGUGUUCAAGAGGCGGACGAGAGUUCAACAGAAGCUGGAAUUCGUGAGCUUAGAGAGGAGACUGGAUAUGUCGCAACAAAAAUAGUGUUCAGUUCCACUGGCAGACAAGCCAGCAUGCCUUCACGGCUCAACGAUGCAGCACGGCAUGUGGUUGUUGAGAUCGAUAAAGAGCCAGGAAAUAACUUGGAUCCACAACAAUUUCUUGACGAUGCUGAGAUGGCUGAGGUGGUUCUUAUAGAAGAAUCGAAACUUCUGGCGACAGUACAGCAACUCGAAAAAGAGCUUGACAUCGCCAGUAACGUCUACACAUUCGCUUUAGGCUACUCUAUGAGAAACUUGUAG